Molecule: messenger RNA, 3078 nt
Organism: Hemiscyllium ocellatum (epaulette shark)
Lineage: Eukaryota; Metazoa; Chordata; Chondrichthyes; Orectolobiformes; Hemiscylliidae
Gene: strbp
Product: spermatid perinuclear RNA binding protein
Exons: 21
Coding region: 795-2924 (709 amino acids)
Cellular component (GO): precatalytic spliceosome
Molecular function (GO): single-stranded RNA binding; double-stranded RNA binding
Source: RefSeq, a predicted model, not a curated record
GGCCCCACGUGAGCGGCGGUUGGUGCCGGUGCUCGGAGUGAGGGUUGAGUUCCCGCACUGGAGGACGUGCUAGGUCAGCUCACUUAGAUUCCUAUUCAUGGGCUUAAAUUGACUGUAUCUACCGUGAAGCGAAUGAAUUUACAUUCUUGGGACACCAGGUACCAGUGACCGAUUUGAUUGUGGAGCAGUGUGGAUGUAUCUACAACACAUGGAUUGUAACAGUUCAGGAAGGUAGCUUACAUCCCAUCUCCUGCAGGCCAGAUGGCAGCGAUGGUUGGCUUGGAAGGUGCUGCCUAAGAAGCCUUGGUGAAUUUCUGCAGUGCAUCUUGUAGAUCGUGUACACUUCUGCUGAGUGUCGGUGAUGGAGGGAGUGAAUGUUUAAGGAUGUGGUGCCAAUCAAGCUGGAUGCUUUGUCCUUGAUGGUGUCAAGUUUGUGUUGUUGGAGCUGCAGUCAUCCAGGUACGUUUAAAAAACGUCAUCUUGCUGUACCAUUUGCUACUUUUGAGAUCUGAGUUGUAGAGGGAUUACAAGAGCUUAUGAGGAAGUUCUGCUGUGAAAGGGAAAACCAGUGGCAAGACAAAAUUGCUGAACAUAAGGAGCAUCUAACAGGAAAAGACGGAGAAGGGAAGCUGGAACAGCAAGUGGAGAAUCAUGAACUGAGGUACAGAAUGAGACCUUGUAUGCAGCACAGGCGGGGGAGAUCAUGUGGCUUGCAAGGAUGAAAGGUCUUAAAUGGACAGUGUCUUGCAAUUUUCCCCUGUUUGGGUGAUGGCUUAAUCAUUUGUAUUUGGAGGAUGAAAUAUGUUGAAAGAAUGAAGAAGACCAUACAGAAGCGACCAAUCCGAACAUUUGCUAACGAUGACCGACAUGUUAUGGCAAAACAUUCCUCGGUGUAUCCAUCCCAAGAGGAGCUUGAGGCUGUGCAGAAUAUGGUUUCAACAGUUGAAUGUGCAUUGAAACAUGUAUCAGACUAUUUGGAUGGAACUAAUCUGCAGUCCGUCAAUUUGGAUACCAGUGAAGAUGGAGCAACAGAUGUGAAGAAAAGCGGCAUUUCAGAGAGCAAUACAAAUGAACAGAGUGGUCGAGUAUUGUGUGGAGUGAUGCGAAUUGGAUUGGUUGCAAAGGGUUUACUGAUAAAGGGGGAUCUGGAUUUGGAGCUUGUGCUGAUGUGUAAAGAAAAACCAACCGAGAAGUUAUUACACACUGUCUAUACCAAUCUGCCAAUACAAAUACAGAAACUUUCAGAAGAAAAAUAUGAAGUUGAGAAGUGUGUGGAAGAAGCAGCUAUUACUGUUCAAAAUACAAAAGAACCCAAGUUGACACUCAAGAUAAUUCUGAGUUCUCCAGUGGUGAGAGAUGAAAUGGAAAAGAAAGAAGAUGGAGUAGAAAAUUUUGCGAUGAAAGAUCCACCGGACUUAUUGGACAGGCAGAAAUGCCUAAACGCCUUGGCGUCUCUGCGACAUGCCAAAUGGUUUCAGGCAAGGGCAAAUGGAUUAAAGUCAUGUGUAAUUGUGAUUCGUAUUCUACGUGAUUUAUGCAACAGAGUGCCCACAUGGGGACCAUUGAAAGGCUGGCCCCUUGAACUUAUUUGUGAAAAAGCCAUAGGUACUAGUAAUAGACCAUUAGGGGCUGGUGAAGCCUUGAGACGUGUAAUGGAGUGCUUGGCAUCAGGGAUUCUUUUACCUGGUGGUCCAGGAUUACAUGAUCCUUGUGAAAAAGAUCUAACUGAUGUGUUAAUCUCAAUGACUCCUCAGGAAAUGGACAACAUUACUCAUAGUGCCCAGCAUGCUCUUAGACUCAUGGCCUUUGGUCAAAUCUACAAAGUACUGGAGAUGGACCCACUUCCAUCAACAAGAACCUCCAUUCAAAAAUGGUCCAGAUCUGUGAAUGAGCGAGAUGGUUUUUUUGCAGGUCCACUGUCAGUACCAUUGAAGAGACCGUAUGAAGAUGGUAUGGGAGAUGACAAAGAUCCAAAUAAAAAGAUGAAAAGGAACCUGAGAAAAAUAAUGGAAAGCAAAACAAUAGACGUUAACCAACCUAUGAAUGCUCUGAUGAGGCUGAAUCAAAUUAAACCUGGUUUGCAAUACAAGCUUCUUUCACAAUCUGGUCCUGUGCAUGCACCUGUUUUCACUAUGUCUGUGGAUGUUGAUGGAAAAACCUAUGAAGCCUCAGGACCUUCCAAAAAAACAGCCAAACUUAAUGUAGCUGUUAAGGUACUGCAAGCUAUGGGCUGUCCAACUGGUAUGGAUUUGAAGAUGGGUUUUGAAUCUCAGGAAAUGGAAGAAAAGUCCUCAGGCGAUGAUAAGAAUGAAACGGUUUCUACAAAUUCUAGCAAUGACACAGUUGGCUGUGCUACUACUGCUAGUACCAAUACUCUAGAGAUGAGAACGCAGGGCCCAAUUCUAACGGCCAGUGGAAAAAAUCCAGUUAUGGAGCUAAAUGAGAAGAGAAGGGGUUUGAAAUAUGAAUUGAUAUCUGAAACUGGUGGGAGUCAUGACAAACGCUUUGUUAUGGAGGUGGAAGUAGAUGGUCAGAAGUUCAAAGGAGCAGGCCCUAAUAAGAAAGUCGCAAAAGCCAGUGCUGCUUUAGCAGCCCUUGAAAGAUUGUUUUCUGGUCCGAGUGCUGCAAACAACAAGAAAAAGAGGACAGGUCCUCCGGCUAAGGGCCCAAUCCCUACUCCAGCAGCUGCAGUCCCAACGCUUAGAGGCAGAGGCAGAGGGGCCUUGAGCAGAGGAGCAUUUGCUGGUGCAGCAGUAACAGCUGCUCCAGGAUAUCUAACACCAGGUUAUGGGGCACCAUAUGGAUACAGUGCUGCUGCCCCAGCUUACGGUGGUUUUUUCAUUGACAAUCCCUAUUACCAGCCUCGGGCCAUCGCACCUUUUAUUAUUCACUUGGGUCCUCAGGAUUUCGACUCUGACUUCUAGAACCAUCAGGUUGUGAGACUUGAAAACGUAUUUUUGUGUUAGUUCAGCUGUGGGCUAGGAAACAAAGGCAGACUGUUUCAUGGUCAUAUCUCUAUCCAGCCCUUGCACGAAUAACAUACAUUGGAAGUAGCUUACUUUAAAUUUAGAGUUUAAA